Messenger RNA from Solanum verrucosum, 453 nucleotides. Its product is annotated as ATP synthase subunit beta, chloroplastic-like. Bases 1 to 453 code for a protein of 150 amino acids. The record is from RefSeq and is a predicted model, not a curated record. The transcript has a single exon. Gene Ontology annotation, molecular function: ATP binding. Gene Ontology annotation, cellular component: chloroplast thylakoid membrane. NCBI's taxonomy places the organism in Eukaryota, Viridiplantae, Streptophyta, Magnoliopsida, Solanales, Solanaceae. Gene Ontology annotation, biological process: proton motive force-driven mitochondrial ATP synthesis.
AUGGGUUCUUUACAAGAAAGAAUUACUUCUACCAAAGAUGGGUCCAUAACCUCUAUUCAAGCAGUUUAUGUACCCACAGACGAUUUGACCGACCCUGCUCUUGCAACGACAUUUGCACAUUUAGAUGCUACUACCGUACUAUCAAGAGGAUUGGCUGCCAAAGGUAUUUAUCCAACAGUAGAUCCUUUAGAUUCAAUGUCAACCAUGCUUCAACCUCGGAUCGUUGGUGAGGAACAUUAUGAAACCGCCCAAAGAAUUAAGCAAACUUUACAACGUUACAAAGAACUUCAGGACAGUAUAGGUAUCCUUGGAUUGGACGAAUUAUCCGAACAUGAUCAUUUACUCGUAGCAAAUGCGCGAAAAAUUGAGCGUUUCUUAUCACAACCCUUUUUUGUAGCAGAAGUAUUUACCGGUUCUCCAGGGAAAUAUGUUGGUCUAGCAGAAACAAUUUGA